Molecule: messenger RNA, 2566 nt
Organism: Hibiscus syriacus
Lineage: Eukaryota; Viridiplantae; Streptophyta; Magnoliopsida; Malvales; Malvaceae
Product: cleavage and polyadenylation specificity factor subunit 2-like
Exons: 18
Coding region: 126-2351 (741 amino acids)
Biological process (GO): mRNA 3'-end processing by stem-loop binding and cleavage
Cellular component (GO): mRNA cleavage and polyadenylation specificity factor complex
Molecular function (GO): RNA binding
Source: RefSeq, a predicted model, not a curated record
GCCGUUCCAGCGACUUUCAGACUUCACAUCGCCUUUCACUAGAGCGGUCACCCGCGGCUGAAACUCAGUUUUCUUCGGUCUUUGCCCUGAAUCUUCUGUUUUCGGCCUCUAGAACCGAGUUAGAAAUGGGGACGUCGGUUCAGAUAACCCCACUCUGUGGAGUAUACAACGAGAACCCUCUCUCCUACUUAGUCUCAAUCGACGGCUUCAACUUCUUAAUGGACUGUGGCUGGAAUGACCUCUUUGACCCCUCCCUUCUUCAACCCCUCUCCAGGGUUGCUUCGACGAUUGAUGCCGUGUUGCUCUCUCAUCCCGACACGCUUCACCUUGGCGCUCUUCCGUAUGCUAUGAAACAUUUCGGACUCUCGGCUCCGGUAUAUUCCACUGAACCGGUUUAUAGAUUAGGCCUUCUCACUAUGUACGAUCAGUAUCUCUCUCGCAAGCAAGUAUCUGAGUUCGAUUUGUUCACCUUGGAUGACAUUGAUUCUGCUUUCCAGAUUGUAACUCGGUUAACCUACUCGCAGAACUAUCAUUUAUCUGGAAAAGGUGAGGGUAUUGUGAUUGCUCCUCAUGUUGCUGGCCAUCUAUUGGGUGGUACUGUUUGGAAGAUAACAAAGGACGGAGAAGAUGUCAUAUAUGCUGUAGACUUCAACCGACGCAAAGAGAAGCAUUUAAAUGGAACUGUUCUGGAGUCUUUUGUUCGACCUGCUGUUCUUAUAACUGAUGCCUACAAUGCUUUGAACAAUCAACCUCCUAAACCGCAAAGGGAAAGGGACAGAGAUUUUGUUGACAUCAUUUCAAGGACUUUAGAAGGUGGUGGAAAUGUGUUACUACCUGUCGAUACUGCUGGUCGUGUCUUGGAACUUCUCUUGGUUUUAGAAGAGCACUGGUCAAUGAAGUUUUUGAACUUCCCCAUCUACUUUCUGACAUAUGUUUCAUCAAGCACUAUUGAUUAUGCAAAGAGUUUUCUUGAGUGGAUGAGUGAUGCUAUAGCUAAAUCCUUUGAAACUUCACGUGAUAAUGCCUUUCUCCUGAAGCAUGUCACUCUUUUAGUCAGCAAGGGUGAACUUGAUAAAGUUCCAGAUGGUCCUAAGGUUGUACUAGCAUCCAUGGCCAGCUUGGAAGCGGGUUUUUCUCAUGAUAUUUUUGUUGAAUGGGCAGCAGAUGUCAGAAAUCUCAUUCUUUUUACUGAAAGGGGUCAGUUUGGCACAUUAGCUCGUAUGCUCCAGGCAGAUCCACCUCCAAAAGCUGUUAAGGUCACAAUGUCUAAGCGGGUUCCUUUGACUGGGGAGGAGUUGAUUGCUUAUGAAGAAGAGCAAAACCGGUUGAAAAAAGAAGAAGCUUUAAAAGCUAGUCUCAUCAAAGAGGAGGAAUCUAAAACUUCUCUUGCUUCUGAUAAUUCAAGUGAUCCAAUGGUUAUCGAAAUUCAUAAUAAGCAUUCUUCAUUAGAUGGGUUAGAUCAACAUGGGAGCAAAUUCCGUGAUGUUCUGAUUGAUGGAUUUGUACCCCCAUCCUCUAGUGUUGCCCCAAUGUUCCCUUUCUAUGACAAUACUUCUGAUUGGGAUGACUUUGGUGAGGUCAUAAAUCCUGAUGAUUAUGUAAUAAAGGAUGAAGAUAUGGACCAAGCAGCUAUGCGUAUUGGUGGGGAUAUGGAUGGAAAACUUGAUGAAGGCUCUGCUAGUUUGAUACUUGACACAACACCUUCAAAAGUCAUAUCUAAUGAGUUAACUGUUCAAGUGAAGUCUUCACUUAUUUACAUGGACUAUGAGGGGCGUUCGGAUGGUCGGUCUGUCAAAUCAAUCCUUGCUCAUGUGGCUCCAUUAAAGCUUGUCUUUGUGCAUGGAUCAGCAGAGGCAACAGAGCAUUUGAAGCAACACUGCUCGAAACACAUUUGUCCUCAUGUUUAUGCUCCCCAAAUUGAAGAAGCAAUUGAUGUCACAUCUGAUCUAUGUGCUUAUAAGGUACAAUUAUCUGAGAAGCUGAUGAGCAAUGUGCUCUUUAAAAAGUUAGGAGAUUAUGAAAUAGCUUGGGUGGAUGCUGAAGUAGGAAAGACAGAAAAUGACAUGCUCUCUUUACUACCCCUAUCGACGCCAGCUCCGCCACAUAAAUCUGUGGUCGUAGGUGAUCUGAAAAUGUCGGAUUUCAAGCAGUUUCUUGCCAGUAAGGGUGUCAAGGUAGAAUUUGCUGGAGGGGCGCUGCGAUGUGGUGAAUACGUGACAUUACGCAAGGUUGGGGUUGCAAAUCAGAAGGGUGGUGGUUCUGGUACACAGCAAAUUGUAAUAGAGGGCCCCUUGUGCGAGGAUUACUACAAGAUACGGGAAUAUCUAUAUUCCCAGUUUUACUUACUUUAGGUUGUGUAAUGAAAUAUACAACGCGAUGGCGGAUGGGCUUCGCUCUUUCUCCCCCUUAUUUUGCGAGCUCUGAUAUCGAACAACCACCCCUUAUUCCGGGAGCUUAUGGAGGGCGGAAAGCAUGGCGUUGGUGAGGUGCAUAAAUUAGUUACUGUUUUCCCUUUUGCCUCUUCCUUUUGCAUCACUUAGACGGUAAGGGCAUAUAUAUGUAUUUC